Messenger RNA from Lemur catta (Ring-tailed lemur), 5742 nucleotides. RefSeq names its product amylo-alpha-1, 6-glucosidase, 4-alpha-glucanotransferase (gene AGL). The record is from RefSeq and is a predicted model, not a curated record. NCBI's taxonomy places the organism in Eukaryota, Metazoa, Chordata, Mammalia, Primates, Lemuridae. The coding region runs from base 1 to 4548 and encodes 1515 amino acids. Gene Ontology annotation, molecular function: 4-alpha-glucanotransferase activity; amylo-alpha-1,6-glucosidase activity. Gene Ontology annotation, biological process: glycogen catabolic process; glycogen biosynthetic process. The transcript has 32 exons.
AUGAGUUUAUUAAAAUGUGCUUUUUGUUUAGGGUUUGAACUACAGUUCCGACUGGGCCCAACUUUACAGGGAAAAGCGGUUACUGUGUAUACAAAUUACCCAUUUCCUGGAGAAACAUUUAAUCGAGAAAAAUUCCAUUCCCUGGGUUGGGAAAAUCCAACCGAAAGAGAAGAUGAUUCUGAUAAAUACUGUAAACUUAAUCUGCAACAGUCUGGUUCAUUUCAGUAUUAUUUCCUUCAAGGAAAUGAGAAAAGUGGUGGAGGUUACAUAGUUGUGGAUCCCAUUUUACAUGUUGGUGCUGAUAAUCAUGUGUUACCCUUGGACUGUGUUACUCUCCAGACGUUUUUAGCUAAGUGUUUGGGACCUUUUGAUGAAUGGGAAAGCAGACUUAGGGUUGCAAAAGAAUCAGGUUACAAUAUGAUUCAUUUCACCCCAUUGCAGACUCUUGGACUAUCUAGGUCAUGCUACUCCCUUGCCAAUCAGUUAGAAUUAAAUCCUGACUUUUCAAGACCUAAUAAAAAGUACACAUGGACUGAUGUUGGACAGCUAGUGGAAAAAUUGAAAAAGGAAUGGAAUAUUCUUUGUAUUACUGACGUUGUCUACAAUCAUACUGCUGCUAAUAGUAAAUGGCUCCAGGAACAUCCAGAAUGUGCAUAUAAUCUUGUGAAUUCUCCACACUUAAAACCUGCCUGGAUCUUAGACAGAGCUCUUUGGCAUUUCUCCUGUGAUGUUGCACAAGGAAAAUACAAAGGAAAAGGAAUACCUGCUUUGAUUGAAAAUGAUCAACACAUGAAUUGCAUUCGAAAAAUAAUUUGGGAGGAUAUUUUUCCAAAGAUUCAACUCUGGGAAUUUUUCCAAGUAGAUGUUUACAAAGCAGUUGAACAAUUUAGAGGACUUCUUACACAAGGAAAUAGGAGGGUAACCAAGUCUGAUCCAAACCAACAUCUUAAGAUUAUUCAGGAUCCUGAAUAUAGACGGCUUGGCUGUACUGUAGAUAUGAACAUUGCCCUAGCGACUUUCAUACCACAUGACAAUGGGCCAGCUGCAAUUGAAGAAUGCUGUAAUUGGCUUCGUAAGAGAAUUGAGGAAUUAAAUUCAGAGAAGCUUCGACUCGUGAACUAUCAUCAGGAACAGGCAGUUAAUUGCCUUUUGGGAAAUGUGUUUUAUGAACGACUAGCUGGCCAUGGUCCUAAACUAGGACCUGUCACUAGAAAACAUCCUUUAGUUACCAGAUAUUUUACUUUCCCCUUUGAGGAAGUGGCUUUCUCAACAGAAGAAUCUAUGAUUCAUCUUCCAAAUAAAGCUUGUUUUCUGAUGGCACAUAAUGGAUGGGUAAUGGGAGAUGAUCCUCUUAGAAACUUUGCUGAACCAGGUUCAGAUGUUUAUUUAAGGAGAGAACUAAUUUGCUGGGGAGACAGUGUUAAAUUACGCUAUGGGAAUAAACCAGAGGACUGUCCUUAUCUCUGGGGACACAUGAGAAAAUAUACUGAACUAACUGCGACAUAUUUCCAGGGAGUACGUCUUGAUAACUGCCACUCAACACCUCUUCAUGUUGCUGAGUACAUGUUGGAUGCUGCUAGGAAAUUGCAACCCAAUUUAUAUGUAGUAGCUGAACUGUUCACAGGAAGCGAAGAUCUGGACAAUAUCUUUGUUACUAGACUGGGCAUUAGUUCCUUAAUAAGAGAGGCUAUGAGUGCCUAUAACAGUCAUGAAGAGGGCAGAUUAGUUUACCGAUAUGGGGGAGAACCUGUUGGAUCCUUUGUUCAGCCCUGUUUGAGGCCUUUAAUGCCUGCUAUCGCACACGCCCUUUUUAUGGAUAUUACCCAUGACAAUGAGUGUCCUAUUGUGCACAGAUCAGCAUACGAUGCUCUUCCAAGUUCAACAAUUGUUUCCAUGGCAUGUUGUGCUAGUGGAAGUACGAAAGGCUAUGAUGAAUUAGUACCUCAUCAGAUUUCAGUGGUUUCUGAAGAACGAUUUUACACUAAGUGGAAUCCUGGAGCAUUGCCAUCAAAUACAGGUGAAGUUAAUUUCCAAAGUGGAAUUAUUGCAGCCAGGUGUGCUAUCAAUAAACUUCAUCAGGAGCUUGGAGCCAAGGGUUUUAUUCAGGUAUAUGUGGAUCAAGUUGAUGAAGACAUAGUGGCAGUAACAAGGCAUUCACCUAGUAUCCAUCAGUCUGUUGUUGCUGUAUCUAGAACUGCUUUCAGAAAUCCUAAGACUUCAUUUUAUAGCAAGGAAGUGCCUCAAAUGUGCAUCCCUGGCAAAAUUGAAGAAGUAGUUCUUGAAGCUAGAACUGUUGAGAGAAAUACAAAUCCCUAUAGGAAGGAUGAGAAUUCAAUCAAUGGAAUGCCAAAUAUCACAGUAGAAAUUAGAGAACAUAUUCAGCUUAAUGAAAGUAAAAUUGUUAAACAAGCUGGAGUUACCACAAAAGGGCCCAAUGAAUAUGUUCAAGAAAUAGAAUUUGAAAACUUGUCUCCAGGAAGUGUUAUUAUAUUCAGAGUUAGUCUUGAUCCACAUGCGCAAGUUGCUGUUGGAAUUCUUCGAAAUCAUCUGACACAAUUCAGUCCUCACUUUAAAUCUGGGAGCCUUGCUGUUGACAACUCAAGUCCUAUAUUAAAAAUUCCUUUUGCUUCUAUUGCCUCUAAAUUAACUUUGGGUGAGUUAAAUCAGAUACUUUACCGAUGUGAAUCAGAAGAACAGGAAGAUGGUGGAGGGUGCUACACCAUACCAAACUGGUCAGCCCUUAAAUAUGCAGGUCUUCAAGGAUUGAUGUCUGUAUUGGCAGAAAUAAGACCAAAGAAUGACUUGGGGCAUCCUUUUUGUGAUAAUUUGAGAUCUGGAGAUUGGAUGAUUGACUAUGUCAGCAGCCGGCUUAUUUCACGAUCAGGAACUAUUGCUGAAGUUGGUAAAUGGUUGCAGGCUAUGUUCUUCUACCUGAAGCAGAUCCCACGUUAUCUUAUCCCAUGUUACUUUGAUGCUAUACUAAUUGGUGCAUAUACCACUCUUCUGGAUAUAGCAUGGAAGCAGAUGUCAAGCUUUGUUCAGAAUGGUUCAACCUUCGUGAAACACCUUUCGCUGGGUUCAGUUCAAAUGUGUGGAGUAGGAAGAGUCCCUUCUCUGCCACUUCUUUCACCUACACUUAUGGAUGUACCAUAUAGGCUAAAUGAAAUCACAAAAGAAAAGGAGCAAUGUUGUGUUUCUCUAGCCGCAGGGUUACCUCAUUUUUCUUCUGGUCUUUUCCGCUGCUGGGGAAGGGAUACUUUCAUUGCACUUAGAGGCACACUGCUGAUAACUGGACGCUAUUUAGAGGCCAGGAAUAUUAUUUUAGCAUUUGCUGGUACCCUGAGGCAUGGUCUCAUUCCUAAUCUCCUCGGUGAAGGAACUUAUGCCAGAUACAAUUGCCGGGAUGCUGUGUGGUGGUGGCUACAGUGUAUUCAGGAUUACUGUAAAAUGGUUCCAAACGGUCUAGACAUUCUCAAGUGCCCAGUAUCCAGAAUGUAUCCUACAGAUGACUCUGUUCCUUUGCCUGCUGGCACACUGGAUCAACCAUUGUUUGAGGUAAUACAGGAAACUAUGCAAAGACACAUGCAGGGCAUACAGUUCCGAGAAAGGAAUGCUGGUCCACAGAUAGAUCGAAACAUGAAGGAUGAAGGUUUUAAUAUAACUGCAGGGGUUGAUGAAGAAACAGGAUUUGUUUAUGGAGGAAAUCGCUUAAAUUGUGGCACAUGGAUGGAUAAAAUGGGAGAAAGUGACAGAGCUAGAAACAGAGGAAUCCCAGCCACUCCAAGAGAUGGGUCUGCUGUGGAAAUUGUGGGCCUGAGUAAAUCUGCUGUUCGUUGGUUGCUGGAAUUAUCCAAAAAAAAUAUUUUCCCUUAUCAUGAAGUCACAGUUAAAAGACAUGGAAAGAUUGUAACGGUCUCAUAUGAUGAGUGGAACAGAAAAAUACAAGACAACUUUGAAAAGCUGUUUCAUGUUUCAGAAGACCCUUCAGAUUUAAAUGAAAAGCAUCCAAAUCUGGUUCACAAACGUGGCAUAUACAAAGAUAGCUAUGGAGCUUCAAGUCCUUGGUGUGACUACCAGCUCAGGCCUAAUUUUACCAUAGCAAUGGUUGUGGCGCCUGAGCUCUUUACUGUAGAAAAAGCAUGGAAAGCUUUGGAGAUUGCAGAGAAAAAAUUGCUUGGUCCCCUUGGCAUGAAAACUUUAGAUCCAGAUGAUAUGGUUUACUGUGGAAUUUAUGACAAUGCCUUAGACAAUGACAACUACAAUCUUGCUAAAGGCUUCAAUUAUCACCAAGGACCUGAGUGGCUGUGGCCUGUUGGGUAUUUUCUUCGUGCAAAAUUAUAUUUUUCCAGAUUAAUGGGUCCGGAAACUAAUGCAAACACUAUAUUUCUGGUUAAAAAUGUUCUUUCCCGACAUUAUGUUCAUCUUGAGAGAUCUCCUUGGAAAGGACUUCCAGAAUUGACCAAUGAGAAUGGCCAGUACUGCCCUUUUAGCUGUGAAACACAAGCCUGGUCAAUUGCUACUGUUCUUGAGACACUGUAUGAUUUAUAAUUGGUUCAUGGAUAUUUAUUAAGUAUACAAUCACUUGUAUUAUGGAAUACAAGGUCAUAACAUAAAUGUCUUAUAUGCACAGGCUCAAGUCAUUUUAAAAAUCUCAUCUAUUAUAAUAUUGAUGCCCAAUUAGGUAAGAUUGUAAAAGCAUUGAUUUUUCUGUUUUUUGGGAUUUUUAAAAAAAUGUACAGAGGUGGCUUUCUAUUUGAAUCAAAAAGAAACAUAAUUGCCAAUGGAAUGUUUUGAGUUCAGUACAUAUUCUUCAAAUGCCUAGAAAUUCAGAGUUUGAAAAGGAAAAAUCAUCUAUUUGUACGUAAGUGAAAAUAAAAUAUGAAAAUGCAACAAUGAAAUAGAAAGUUAUCUUUAAAUUGUGAUACAUAUUAUCUUCAGUAACAAUACAUGCUGAAUAGGCUGUGGCUCAUUAAUGUUCUCACCAUUUACUAAGUAUACAAUGCACUUUGCUCACUGCAUUCAAUAAAUAUUUAAUGAAUAUUGAAUGAUGGAAGUUUCCACCUACAAUAUAUGUUCAUAAAUGGAGCACAGAUGUUCAAAAUGUACUUUUAUUUUUUUCACUGAUAUAUUAAUAUUUUUUAAUAUAAUGAAUGCCAACAGGGUAUUUAACAUAAUUUACUAUGCUAAUGAUACAUAAGCUAUAUGGAAAAAAAUGCAAAGCAUUAGGAAAUUUCCUAAAAAUGGUUUUGUUUCAUUAGUCUUGAGUUCCAGUUUCCUUACAUGAGAUAGUUUACAUUUUUAAAGUGGAAAUUAUUAGCACUUUAAAGAAAAACUGUUAUAUUAAUUUUCUAAAAACUUAACUAAAUUAUCUUUAGUUUGUGUACAAAAAAAUCUAUUGAUAGAUCAUAGUAGAUACUGGUUUCCUAUUAACCAAAACCUACAUUGACAGGUUUAGCACUGAGAACAAUCUUAAUAAAAAUAAAAAUAUAGAUAUAAGUUCAAUCAUUAUCUUGAAUUGAAUAAAAUUAUUGAAGUUAUUCAAGUUUUUUUUUUAAUUAAAAAACCUAGGCCACAGUGGUGAGAGCACUGCAUCCUAACCACUGGACCACCAGGGACAUGUUAAGAUACCUUGAAUUAAAUCUAAAAAGGUCACAAAAGGAAUAAGGUUUCUAACAUUUAUAUGAGUUGACAUUUUUGAAUAGUACUACUUAUUUCCUAGACGAAAGUCUUUGUUUUUGGGGU